Messenger RNA from Lolium perenne, 768 nucleotides. NCBI's taxonomy places the organism in Eukaryota, Viridiplantae, Streptophyta, Magnoliopsida, Poales, Poaceae. The record is from RefSeq and is a predicted model, not a curated record.
UUCGUGCUCACCGGCACUGCCGGGCAGUGCACACCGGCACUGCCGGCCGACCGGCACCGCCUAGGCCGGGUCCCGGCGGCACUGCUGCUGCGCCUUUCCCCAAGCUCCCACCACCGCGCCACCACCCCCGGCUGCUACCCGCUCGCAGACACCGCGCCGCUCCCGCCCCGGCUCUCGAUUCCUGGCCGCCAACAGUCGCUCACGCCCACCACCGGCAGCCACCAGGCCCGCAUCCACCCAACCCAGACCACCAGCGCCGCCCAACCUCCACGCCAAGCAGCGCCGCACCAAGCUCGCACAGAGGCCGCACCAGCCUCACCGCCGCCCCGGUCGCCUCCACCACCGCGUGCCGCCUCCAUCGCUCAACCGGCCGACCCGCCCUUGCUCCUGGCCGCACAACGCGCGCCCGACAGCCGCGCCACACCACCACCAGGCCCCCGCCCCUACCGCCGCUCGCCUCCACUCGCGCAAGCUCAGCCAGAUCAAAAGCCGGCCGCCCCAAUCACCUCGCUCACGCACAGCAAGCCACCAGCCGCCGUGCAAGCUUCGCUCGCCGUUGACCCUGUGCAGAGACCACGCCCGUACCAGCAACUCCCGCACCUGCUCGUGCAAAGUGUCAGUGCCCGGCACUGCCGGCCAACUCCUAGCGGCACUGCCGCCGAACGCAGUCCGGCACUGCCGCUCAACCCAGCCCGGCACUGCCGGCUUAGUCCAUCCGCUGUACAAAUUUCGCUCAAUUCUGACUCAUCUUUUUGCCCCAAAUUUUGA